This is a messenger RNA of Fomitiporia mediterranea MF3/22, 1248 nucleotides long. RefSeq lists its product as uncharacterized. The coding region runs from base 1 to 1248 and encodes 415 amino acids. NCBI's taxonomy places the organism in Eukaryota, Fungi, Basidiomycota, Agaricomycetes, Hymenochaetales, Hymenochaetaceae. The transcript has 2 exons. The record is from RefSeq and is a predicted model, not a curated record.
AUGAAGUUCGCAGCCAUUCUCUCUUACGUCGUCGUCGCCCUCGUCGCCGGUGCAGUUGCCGACCCCCAGUUCGGUGGUCGCCAGGGUAAUGGCAAGGGAGGUUUCGGCGGUUUCGGUGGAGGCAACAACAACAACGCCCAGGGAAACAACGCCGGAAACAACGGCCAAAAUGCUAACGGUCAAAACAACAACAACGGCGGCGCUAACAAUGGCGGAACGGGCACCGACACUGCGUCUGCAGCCGCAAGUGCCACUUCUGCAGCUGCUGGUGGAAACACCGGUAACAACGGUGGUGGUAACAAUCAGGAUGCGCAGGACAGCACGACGCUCGACCCCGCUGUGGUUGCUACCGGCUUCGCUCAAGACGGUCAACAGUCGCAAGAAGCGGGUCAAGUCGCUUCUCUCACGUCCACGAACAACUUCAUCAACUUCUGCUUAACCGUUAACAAGCCGAUCACUAACGGUCAACAGAUCAAGACUGGUUCUUGCAAUCCGGCCCCAAUGGGUGUCAUCGCUGCAACAACGAACAUGCCCUCGUCCAAGUUUGUUUUCCCACCUAACGGUGCAACAAUCCAGGCGAACCAGGAGUUCACUAUUCAGAUGGCGAUCAGCAACAUUGAGACGGGUAACUUCGUGAACGCACAGAGCAACUACUACUCUGCUCCUCAGCAAGUAAAUGCACAGGGUGACAUCAUUGGACACACUCAUGUCACUGUCGAGCAGCUCUCCUCACUCGACCAGACGACCACGACGGACCCGAACAAGUUCGCCUUCUUCAAGGGUAUCAAUGGAGCUGCGCAAAACGGCGUCGUCACUGCUGACGUUACGGAUGGUCUUCCCGCUGGUGUUUACCGUAUGGCCUCGAUCAACGCUGCUGCAAACCACCAGCCGGUACUGGUCGCUGUCGCCCAGCACGGUUCUCUCGACGACAUGGUCUACUUCACCGUCUCGGACAACGCUGCUGCUGCAAACAACACUGGUAACGCAGGCGGCAACGCUGGUAACAAUGCGGGCAACGCCGCUGGUAACAACACGGGCAACGCUGCAGGCAACACUGGUGCUAACGGCCAGAAUGGUGCCAAUGGUGCUAACGGUGCCAAUGGUCAGAACGGUGCUAACGGACAGAACGGUGGUGCGCAGGGUGGUGCCAAGCAGGGUGGCGCUGGCGGCUUCGGUGGUGCAAAGGGUGGUCAGAACGGUCGUGGACGCGGCCGUGGUCGUUCCCUCCGCUUCGCUCGUGACGCAUAA